Molecule: messenger RNA, 2482 nt
Organism: Phlebotomus argentipes
Lineage: Eukaryota; Metazoa; Arthropoda; Insecta; Diptera; Psychodidae
Gene: barr
Product: condensin complex subunit 2
Exons: 4
Coding region: 78-2081 (667 amino acids)
Biological process (GO): mitotic chromosome condensation
Cellular component (GO): condensin complex
Molecular function (GO): chromatin binding
Source: RefSeq, a predicted model, not a curated record
GCUGGCAAUUGGCGUCAAAAAACGGUGUUUUGCUUUGAAGGUUUCGAGAGAAUUUUUUCGCUUUUCUCUGAUUUCCCAUGAGAAUGAUGAGGAAGAGCAGUGCAGCGAUGGAGGUGUCGUCCCCGUUGAGACGUUCAGUGAAUGGAAGCUUCAAAACUCCUGCCCCGCCGAAUGAUAAUAAUGACGAGCAGGAGCGCGCGUCCGCCAGGAGGAGCUUCAUGGACACCUCAGUCACGUCUACUUCUGUUGAACAGUGCGAGAGUCUGGAGCUGGGGAUGAAACUGUUCCGGGAGAAUAAAUUCACAAAGGACAACGCUUUCAACAUUCCCUUGAUCGAUAGCUUCAAUCAUCUGGUGAUGAAGCAUCAUCGCGCCGUGGGAAGUUUCCAGGCAGCCGGAUAUGGCAUUGAAGCGUCCGCCAAGCUCUACGGACUGCGUGUGGACUCGGUGUACGAGAAAUCUCAGCGCCUGCUGACCGGCUUGGGCAGCAGGAGAAGCAUCAGGGAAGGAGGCGCCGCGGAGACCGACGCUGACGAUGGGGAGCAAUCUCUGGCCGUUCCAGGAACGAGGCGAAAGCGUCAGAAGCGCCCCAGGAGCACUGUGACAUCCAACUUGGCUACAAUUAACGCCAAAUUGGAGACUGUGCCACUUCCGGAUCCCAUUCUGGCGCAAUUCAGGUCCUUCUUCGGCGACAUCUCGAAUCCCAAACGAUUGCUGUGUAACAAGCUGAUGGACAGAGAUGGAAUCUUCAAUCUGGACCCCGACAAACCGCUGCGGCGCAAGAAUCCCGGUAAAGUGGACGUGAAGAAGCCGCACGACUGGAGUCAGGAUGAGAAGUUCACGCUGUAUUAUGAGGAACUGAAGCCGGGAGACAGGCUGCGGCCGAUGUAUUCACACUACGAGAUCAAAGACACACCGGCUGAGGAAGAUGAAGAGGCUGAUUGGGACAUGAUGCAAGCCGCGCCGGCCAACGACUAUCCUCUGUCGCUGGCCUUCGACAUGGACGCCGAGGUUGAACCGCUGCCGGACAAUCUGGACGAUAUGCCGGCGUGCGACGAGGCGGAUCUGCCGGACGUGGGCGAGCUGACGGAGGACGAUCGCGCGGCGAUCAUGGCGUGCAAGGGAAUGCGCCCCAAAUCCGUGCACAUCCGCGACUUGCGCCCCACUGAAGCGCAGCACAGUCGCCUGGAGUAUUCCUACCGGCCGAUGGACAAGAUCUCGCAAUACUGGGCCGGACCGUCGCAUUGGAAGAUCAAGAAGCCGCCUAAAGUGAGCCUCGUUUCCACCGCGUCGGCGCCGAAGCGCGCGCGCCGACAAAAAGUAAUUGACAAAAUGAGCGCGAAGGACUUCGCUGACCAGCCGGAGGAUCUGUUCGUGAGUGAGUCCGACGCGAAGCCGCGGAGGAAGAAUGCGCCGCGUAAGUGGGAGAACAAGGACAAGCUGAAGCUGCCCACGGACCUGAAGCUGGACCGCAGCAUGUUCAAUAAAUACUCCUUCGCGCCCGGAUUGCCGGUGCGCGAGGCGAAGAGUGACGCCGUGCAGGAGCUGCCGAUCGCCGACGAGUACAACUACGACAAUCCCGUGGACAGGAGCUACUGCAGCAACGUGGCGGCCAACGAGGACACGGACACGGAGACGGGCACGGAGCCGGGCGUCGGCGAGGUGGGCGAGGAGGCGCCGCCGGAAGCGAUCGAGCAGUAUUCGAUGCACUUCGCCGGCGCUCCGGAGAAGAUCGAGCGCAUCGUGUUGCCGUUCGCAAAGCGCGCCAAAGUCGUGGACAUGAAGCAGCUGAAGACGGGCUGUCUGCACCUCGUGACCACGGGCGGGCAGAAUGCCACCGUCAUCUCCUUCCAGAAGCUCUACACGGCGCUGCCCAGACUCCUCAGCCCGCUCAUGAGAGAGAAUCUGAGCGUGGCGCUUGCGUUUUACGCCCUGCUUCACAUCACCAACGAUCACAGCCUGGAACUCGCGGAGCGUGGAGAAGAUCUCCUGGACUUUGGCAUUCAGCUGCGGAACGCUGCAAGGCUUCCUGCCAUUCGUCCUGCAGAGAGAGCGGCUGGAGAGUCUUCGGAUGAGGAUUGAGUGAGAUUAGUAAAUUGCUUUUCUAUUUCUUUGGUUCUUUUUUACUUUUUUGCUGAAAAUAACCGAUUAUUCCCAACUUUUCGAAUACCAGAAGGUUUUAAAACCACUGCCAAAGUUGCUAAAAUUAAGAAUUCAAAACUCAAGAUCCAGCUAAAGGAUAUUCUGUUCAUUUACAAGGAUAUAAGUGAAACAUCUGAGGAAUUAACUAAAAUUUAUAAGCGAGAUAGAGAAUAAAUUUGAUAAAUACACAAAUCUUAUCUCAGUUUCUCAACUGAUCUCGACCAUCUCUCAUCGCUCAAAGUCCAGAUCAGCAGCAGAUCGCAACUGUUCCGGAGAAGAGCAUUCGCUGGCCAUGGAAUUCGCGCUCGGCGAAGUCGUGCAGCCUUCACUGGCGCUCACGA